GGGAACGGUUAAGCCAUGGAUUCUCCUGGUGACCUCCUCCUUAAAUAGUUUUCCACAUUUCUGUUAAAAGCAUCUGACACUCACAUCUUCUACCACUUCUGUCUUAGGACACAUUAGUGAACUCCUACUAAUGACUUCAAAGAAAAAUAUUAAUUAUAACCCCAUGAAGAAGCUAGGCAAGCAAUCUUCCAGUAUCCCUGAAUUAACAUGGAUAUCUCAGGAAGAUGAAGAAAAAUACAGAGCUCUAACCGAGAUCACCAGUCACAGUCGCAGACUCCCUUCCUGCCACCAGAAAACUACAUCAACAUUCCCACCAUCUCCCUACAUAUGGAGAAAAUCAACCCCCAGGGAUCCCAGGAACUCCAGCCAUUUAAUGAGAAGCUCAAAUAUCUGCAUGGUACAAGACUUGAAGAUUCCACAGAAGGACUGGGAGUCCUGUAACAUUAGACAGCGUAGAGUACAAUUCCCAGCACCUCAGAUGCCUGUGGAGUGCGUUAUAGAUCUCAUGAAAUGGCAGAGGCUAAAGGAUCUCACCCGCAGCCUGAGUUCUUCCAUAGAGGAUGAACAGAUCUAUGCAGCCCAGGCCUUGGGUAAUCUGAGAAUCAGCAAGGAGUUCAUCAUGGAAGCACUCUGGGUUAUGGCCCAGGUAGGUUCUGAGAGAGUGAGGUAUGAAUGCUGCAGAACCCUUGCUCUUCUAGGCUGCCUAGAUAAAUUUGUGAUCCUGUCUCUCAUCGAACAUCUAAAGGGAUGCUGCCUUAAUCGGAGGAUGGACACCUUGAUGGGGCUUCAUAUGGCCCUCAAUGCCUGGAUCAUGGACUCCAAAAACAAACGGGAGCCUAUAGGAGCCAAGAACACACUGAUGAAGAUCCUGAAGUCGCUGAUAAAGGGGAAGAGUGCCCUGGAUGAUGUGGCCCUGGAAGCAGCUAUGUGCCUGAGUUUCCUUGACCAUGAAAAUCCCAUAGCCUGUGAGUUCCUACUCCAGUGCCUGACCCAAGGAGAUAUGAAGAGGAAGAUGAAGGCAAUGAUGGUGUUAGUGAAGCUAAUGAAGAUAUAUACCUUGCCCAUCCUCCAAGGUGCCAUGGAUCAACUAAGGAACUCUUGUGUGAAAAAGCACCGUUUAGAAGCCAUAAAACUGCUUAAGAUUUUUGGACUAGAGAAGAUUCAGAAGUUGGGGAUGGAAAAUGAAGUCUUUGAGCUACUUAGGUGGAAGGUUCAUGAGGAUCCCUUCCAAGAAGUAAGAGAAGCUGUGGCAGAAGUAGUGGAGGCACUAAAAAUGAAGUCUAUGAUGCUGAACAUCAUGGAGUCGGAGCUUAAUGAUGCCAGUGCUUUGGUACGUCACCAGGCUGUCGUAUCCAUUGGUGUUCUGGGCAUCCGCAAUUCACACAUAUUCCAUUUCCUUCUGGACAUGUUGGAUCUGGAAAGGAAUCAAAUGGUGAGAAAAGAGCUGGAAAAAAUACUCAUUAACCUAUCCAAGAAAGAUCCCUGGGUCAGGGCAAAACUUCAGGAUUGGAAGUUCCCGGUGGAGGAAGAGAAACAGCUCAUGCCACAAAAGGGCAAAGACAAGUCUUCAAAGCUUCAAAAGAUGAGAUGGGGAAUCGAGGACCCAAAGAAGUCUGUGUUUGGAAGCCUGAGCUCCUUGAUCCCUCAAAAAAUGUUUAGACGGAAAAAAGUAGUGGUGGAAAAGGAAAGCUCAGAAUUUGAUUUUCCUAUCAAAGGUAUUGCUUUAGCCUCUGACUACCCACCCUGUGUCAAAUUACGUGACAAAAAGGAUCAUCUUAAGAGACCCUGGGAUUCCCCAGUCAUCAGGAAGCACCUCAAGCAACUUGCUUCCCAUUGAGUCAAGGCAAGUAUGUCCUAACAACUCCCCUUCCACAUUAACUUUACUCUUCUCCCCACCACCUCCAUUUUCUCUGUGACAGCAGAUUUCCAAGCCUGUCUCGUAAAUGAGUUAAUAAAUAACAAA
Molecule: messenger RNA, 1963 nt
Organism: Sarcophilus harrisii (Tasmanian devil)
Lineage: Eukaryota; Metazoa; Chordata; Mammalia; Dasyuromorphia; Dasyuridae
Gene: HEATR9
Product: HEAT repeat containing 9
Exons: 15
Coding region: 131-1837 (568 amino acids)
Source: RefSeq, a predicted model, not a curated record